Salmo salar (Atlantic salmon) is the source of this 3514-nucleotide messenger RNA. It is a transcript of the gene cnppd1, whose product is annotated as cyclin Pas1/PHO80 domain containing 1. Lineage: Eukaryota; Metazoa; Chordata; Actinopteri; Salmoniformes; Salmonidae. Gene Ontology annotation, cellular component: cyclin-dependent protein kinase holoenzyme complex; nucleus. Gene Ontology annotation, biological process: regulation of cyclin-dependent protein serine/threonine kinase activity. Gene Ontology annotation, molecular function: protein kinase binding; cyclin-dependent protein serine/threonine kinase regulator activity. The record is from RefSeq and is a predicted model, not a curated record.
AGACUGUUCCCUCCCUCCAUCUCAGCUGCUGAUUGGUUUUAUAAGCGGGCUUGUCAGCCAUCACAACGGGGGUUACUGCUGUGCUAGCUAGCUAGCCUGAGUAAGACCAGACGCCGUUUUAUGUAUCUAUUUUCAGUUUGACUUUUCUAUUUCUACUAUUUGGCUAAUGUUGGAUAGACAGCAUGGAUUUCAACGAAUUGUUUAGUGAACGAACAUUUCAAUUUUCUGACUUUCAGGAGUUUACGUUUCUUCCUGGACAUCAGAAACUGUCAGAGAGAGUGCGGAAGCGAUUGUACUAUGGCCUGGACCAAGACGGCUCUCUAGAUUCCCUUUCCUGUCCUGUUACAGAUAUUGCUGUGGAACUCCUUCAGAAAUCUGCCCCUAGCCCAAUUCGAAAACUGCACAAGAAAUAUGCUGCUCAUGUCGCGAGGGAGGCGUGCAUCUCUCCAUGUGCCAUGAUGUUGGCCCUGGUCUACAUCGAAAGGCUACGACACAGGAACCCCGAAUACCUGCAAAAGAUCUCCUCCUCGGAUCUCUUCCUUAUCUCCAUGAUGGUUGCCAGCAAGUAUUUGUACGACGAAGGGGAGGACGAGGAGGUGUUCAACGACGAGUGGGGAGCAGCUGGAAAACUGGACGUCCAGACUGUCAACACCCUGGAGAUGAAUUUCCUCGAUGCCAUUGAGUGGAGCCUCUUCACUGAGCCCGUGGACUACUUUGGCAUACUGAAUCAACUAGAAACCAGUAUUGCAGAGAAGCAGGGGAUGAAGCGAGGCUGGUUCACCUACACUGACCUCUGUGUGCUGCUGGAGCAGGCGGCGUGGCGACAGGCACUGACGGCCAUCUACCUGCACUUUGCCAAGGUGACCUGCAUGCUGGGGCUGGUGUAUCUGACCAGUGUCGCGGGCCUUAUCGCCACCAGCCUCCCCAGGAGCAGCCAGCCCCUGGCCCCAGUCCGCCAAGUCCACCUGCCGAGCUCCAGCCUCUCUCCACCACCACUAGGCCUGCUCCCAGUCCCAGAGACCCCCAGUCCAGCAUCCGACCUCCCUCGCUGCUGCGUCUUGGGCAACGACAGUCACAACCGCCGGCCUGGCACUCUCCACACCCACGACGACCACAACCACGGCUCGCCAACCUCCUCCCAGACCUCUAUACUGUGUCUAUGGGGCUCUAUCCUCACUUCGCUAAGCCACACUGACCCACACCCCCAGCCUGACACUGAACCAGCCUUGUCCGCCUCCUCUCUGCACUGCCCCGGCUGCCCAGUUAUAGUGGGGAGCCUCCCUCCUGGCUCCAUCCAGUGCGACCCACGGAAUACCUCUGCUCCACUACUUGAGCCUGGACCCCCUGGUCACCCCGCAGCACCGUGGCUGGCCCCUGCCCCCCUCCUCUACGGAGCCACCCCGAUGCUCCUGGACUCCCGUCUGACUGGCAUGGCACCCCUCCGUGUCGGACCCUGCUGCCCACAGUUCAUGCUGCCCAUCGAGAAAGCCCCAUCUCUCCUCAUGCCCAGCUAGACACAGACGGACAAAACAAGCCACUAUCGUUACCCUUCAAUGACGAUGACGCUGGACUCCAAAUGAAACCAGCUGGUUUUUCAGAAUGCAUCCGUUGCAGUGAAAGGGAAGUGAAAUUUUAUUUUGUAUUUGCUUUUUUUUGCAUAUACUGUCUAAAUUUGAGAUAAGGGCCCCUAAAGGCGAGUAGCACAUUUUGUACAGUGGUUUGCCAGCUGAAUUGGUGUAAAUAAGUAAGAUGAACUCAUAACAGCGUGAGAUCUGAGUUCUGUGUUCAGACACUUAUCUUUUCUAACAUUUUAUUUCUCAAAGGUUGGAUCACAUAGCUUUUCAAUGGGUGUUUCUAGAAGGUGUGUACAUGACAAACUAAUAUUUCAUGUUUGGUUUAAAAAUACACCAAAAUAUGUUUAAGCAUGGCUACCAUACUCGCACAGCGUUUGUUACUACCUGAUCUUUAGCCUGGGUACCAGAUUUGUUUGUGGAAUGAUGGCAUCAUGGAACAAACAGACUGGUACCCAGGCUACCUACUCUUUACUUAUGUUUGAAAAUGGGGGCUUGUGGGAGUUGGGAUAAGUCAUGUUUUUAGAUGGAAGAGUUAAGUUUUGAUGCGACGUCAUAGCUAUUUGAGAAUGUGAGAAAGUAAGUUGUCUCCAUAAAAGCAAGGCUGCUUUCUAAGUCAGUACUGUAGUGCUUUAAGAAGGGAGUCAAGCCUGGUCCCAGAUCUGUUUGUGCUCUUGCCAACUCUAUUGCUCUCCUUGUCAAGCCAAACAUUGCAUGACAAUGAGUGAGAAGGAGUUGGAAUGAUGGCACAAACAGACUUGCACUCAAGCUAGAGACAACUAGCUAGCCUGCAUUUGAUUUGCCGUGGAGUCGUUGGGUCAUUUUUGGUAUGUUAAUAAUAACUAGACCAGCAAAGCCUCAGAUGGCUACUGGUCCCUGCACUGAACAACAGUAGAGAUUUAAAUGAUUUUUUUAUUCCAGUGAAAAAACAUGAAAUUCAUAUCUCAGUAUGGCUGCCCCUCAAGUCGUGUUCAUUAGGGCACAUUGUAGCGAAAUGUUUUAAACCGCUUUGCAACAGUAAACGAAGAUAGUUCAGCAAGUACAUUUGUUUCUGAACAUGACCCUGAACUCGGAUAGCACUGGGUGAGAUGCAACUCUGAGAGUGCGGGCUUUUAGUUUAUUUUUCAAGUAACUAUUUAUUUUACCAUGACAGAAUGCAGUGGCUAUCUCUGAUUUCAUGUUUGUCCAACAGAAUGCCACGCAACUCAAAUAGGUCAUAACCAGUCUACUGUUUGCCGUUUUUUUUAAAUAAGCGUUUUGAGUAUGAUGGCGCCUAACAUCAAACAUGAUUUGUUUUGGAAAUGUAUCUAAUGAUUGCAAUUUUCAUCCAAUAACCUUUUCAUGGAAACCUAACAUCCUCAUAUGGGUGAGUUGUAUUGUGAAAAACACAAUUAUUAUUAUUAUAUAUAUAUUUUAAGAGAUCUGUUUUUCAUUUUCUGCAAUUAAUUAGUAGCCCUCUUUAACAUACCCAUUUGGUUGGGGAGACCUGACCAACAGUAACAGCCACUCAAUCACUCACAAACCAUUUGUCUUCUCUACCUGCUCAAAAAUGGAACAUGUCUUCUUUCUCCAUAGAAAUAGAAUUCCUUGAAUGGGGAUGUAAAUCCUAAGUAAUACUGUUUCUAUGUCUCUCAUCCCGGAAAAACAGUUAGCUCUUCUCAUAUUUUUCUACUCAAGAUAGUUUCUUGCUAGGGAAUUUGUGAUUAUUUGUACAUUUUGACUUGGUUUUACGUUGACACGUUUCUGACAAGGCCAUGAGGCACUGUGGUCCCUAGGACAUGAACUUUGGCUUUUGUUGAUUUUCUGGAAGCAUCUAAAUAAAACCUUUUCAAAUCAGACUGAGAUUUUGAAGCACGAAAUCCUUGAAUUUUGUAAACAAUGUACAAAACAUUCAAUGUGUAGAAAUCUGUAAAAAAUGUAAUAAAAUGUUUGACCCUUUUAAA